AUGCACUGCUUUUUGGUUCUGCCUUCAGCAUAUAUUGGAUCUGUAUAUUUCUCAGAGGAAUCCCUUACUUCCUACUACUUUUCUGGGCCUUGGCCUUCUGAGUUCUGUGCUCAAGAACUUCUCAAAUCAUUUCCCAGGCAGAGAAUUGAUAUUGAGCCGAGGGAUACGGGGCUUCCAUCCUUUAUGCAUCCGUUUAAUUGGCUCAUCGCCCAUACUGUCGGCAUUAAGCUUGCUUAUCCAGGCUGCAUGACGCUCUUCAAUUCUUUGACGCGUGAGUUUUAUAUUUAUCUCAUUAUUUCAAUCUGUUUGUCGCCGAUGUAG
This is a messenger RNA of Protopolystoma xenopodis, 321 nucleotides long. NCBI's taxonomy places the organism in Eukaryota, Metazoa, Platyhelminthes, Monogenea, Polystomatidea, Polystomatidae. The record is from the annotation of a GenBank genome assembly.